Molecule: messenger RNA, 2655 nt
Organism: Hyaena hyaena (striped hyena)
Lineage: Eukaryota; Metazoa; Chordata; Mammalia; Carnivora; Hyaenidae
Gene: FGF23
Product: fibroblast growth factor 23
Exons: 3
Coding region: 92-829 (245 amino acids)
Biological process (GO): positive regulation of gene expression; animal organ morphogenesis; regulation of cell migration
Cellular component (GO): cytoplasm
Molecular function (GO): growth factor activity; type 1 fibroblast growth factor receptor binding
Source: RefSeq, a predicted model, not a curated record
CAGAUACCCACAAAGGAGAGGAGAAAAAGGCCAGGGAGUCAGGGAGGCAGUGUCAGGUUUCAAACUCCAGCCAGCCACUCAGAGCUCCGCAAUGUCAGGGACCCGCCUUGGGCUCCUGGUCUCUGUCCUGUGCUGGGUAGUCAGAGGCUAUCCUAACACCUCCCCACUGCUGGGCUCCAGCUGGGGUGGCCUGACCCACCUGUACACGGCCACAGCCAGGAACAGCUACCACCUGCAGAUCCACAAGGACGGCCACGUGGAUGGCACACCCCAUCAGACCAUCUACAGUGCCCUGAUGAUCAGAUCGGAGGAUGCUGGCUUUGUGGUGAUAACAGGUGUGAUGAGUCGGAGGUACCUCUGUAUGGACUUCAGAGGCAACAUCUUUGGAUCACACCUCUUCAGCCCUGAGAGCUGCCGAUUCCGACAGCGGACGCUGGAAAACGGCUACGACGUGUACCACUCCCCGCAGCACCGCUUCCUCGUCAGCCUGGGCCCCGCCAAGAGGGCCUUCCUGCCGGGCACCAACCCGCCGCCCUACUCCCAGUUCCUGUCGCGCAGGAACGAGAUCCCCCUCAUCCACUUCAACACCCCCCGGCCCAGGCGCCACACCCGCAGCGCCGAGGACGCGGAGCGCGACCCGCUGAACGUGCUGAAGCCCCGGCCCCGCAUGACCCCCGCGCCGGCUUCCUGCUCGCAGGAGCUCCCAAGCGCCGAGGACAGCGGCGUGGUGGCCAGCGACCCGUUAGGGGUGCUCAGGGGCAACAGGGUGAACGCUCACGCGGGGGGCAUGGGCGUGGAGAGGUGCCGCCCCUUCCCCAGGUUCGUCUAGGGGGGCUGGAAGGGAAUCCGUGGCCGCGCUGUCCUGAAAGCUGCACUGGAUCCGGGGGGAAGGCGGGGGUGAGGUGUGCGGGGGGGCUGUUUCAUUCCCCUUCUACCAGGAGGGCCUCGGGAAUGCGCCUUUGAGGCCUGGGUGGUGGCGGUUUCGCUGCCUUCCCCACCCCACCCACGCCACCUUUCUGAAUUUAGAAGCCCAGAAAGAUAAACUAAAAGUUUCGCCUUCAUUAAGAAGAGAGGGAUUCCCACCACCAGACCCAACCCCACCCGGAAGUUUCUCUCCCCUGUGCCUCCCUUCUUCGUCUAGCGUUACAAACCAAGCAAUGGCUUAGUGAGCUCACCGCUGCCAAGGUGAAGGGAAGAGCCAGCACCACUAGCUUCUCCACUGCUCGUGCUACAUUCACGUUACCUGCACGGGCCCUGUUGGCAUUUGAGUUUGCAACGCUGACCUAGGGCAUUAACAGCGGACCUGGGCAAACUGGUAACAAUCCUCAUCUCAGGCCUGCACCCUUCCCUAGAGCGUCUCUGGAAAAAAGCUGUCAAAAGGUUGAUAACAGGCUGGUGAAAACUGAACUAGAAUGUUUGGAGAACUGAGGCAAGAAAUCAAACUAGAAAAUUCAACCUCCCCACGGGGUGGGCACCCCUUGCUGGGUUCUUUCCCCCUCUGUGCAGCCAGAGCCAGAGGGCCCUGCCUGUUCCCAAGCGGUCCAUGAUACAGCCCUGCUUUGGCAUAGGCUCCUGAAAAUCUCCCCCGCUAGGAAGUGAAAAUCAGUAUUUUAAAUGGAAAUAAAUGGAAACUCCCCUAAGAGGCAUUUGAUGAAGCCUACUUCCAAGCUGAGUAGUACCGCAUUUGGGAUGACUUACAAAAGUGUUAACAGGGAAGGGGCCUUGGGACAACGGGACUGCUCGGGGUUGGGUUUUCUGUGGACUGGUAGGCUGUGUCCUUAUGUCUAAGGGAAAUGGUAUCAAGGGCUCAGGGGGAAGAAGUCCAAUAAUCAGGGGACCGAUGUGUAGGAAUUCCACAAAGACCAGGCUGCCAGUUCUUCACUAUAGUUGCCUCACUGCUCUGCAGCAGUGGCUAGAGUUUAGCUAAAACUCCCCUGGGCUGGCAGAGGAGUCCACACUGGGUUGGUGUCCACUUGCAAAUCCUGGGGGAGUGGGGGAGGGGGGGGUUGACUGAAGACAGUUUUCAGACCCAGGAAAAGCAAACCUCACUAGCCAGACGGCUGAGGCACCAGCCUGAUACUUAGCCUCCCCCUACACAGCCUUACCACCUGCCUCCGAGUCUUUCUACAAGGGGGCCCCAUGUUCCUACCUCUGCUCUACCCAACCUACCCAGCAGGAGGCUAACAAGCAGAGCAGACUUACAGCUUCUUCCCACUUUGUUUUUUUCCACUGCCAUCAUGCGCCCAGCCUUAGAAACUGAUGUUCUUUUAAUUAUGAAACAUUGGAUCACUGUUUUCACCUGAACUUGAAGGACUAGUACCCAUUCGGAAACACGAAAACUAUGCAUACUACUAUAUAGCAGUGCAUGGCAAAUAUUGUCUCAAUUUUCAUUUCCUGUUGGAGAACUUAUACUGUAUAAAAGCUAUUGGAAGCUCCCCGAUACUGACAACUAGAUGUAAAAUCCCAAAAGGACUUUGGUAGAAAACUGGUUGUGAUCUUCUAAACCCAAUACCAUUUAUUAGGGAUUUUUUUCCUUUGGCAGGAGCUGAGGCAGUCCCCACAAAUUUCUACGUUCCUUAGCAUGUGGCGAUAUUUAUUUAUUUAUUUGGAAAAUUUGCCUAUCGCUUGAUAUUUAUAUUUAUAAAAGUAUAACCC